GCACCGCCGGGACAGGUUGCGGGGGGCGGAGUCAAACAGCUGGAUACACUGGAGUGUCUCGUGGCGGCGACCAUGCAGGUCGGGCUACACGUUGAAGGAACACUAGCGUACCCCUUUCUUCCUUCACGGCUAACGGGAUUUCAGUAGGUGCGGUGGCAAAACAGCCAGAAAAAGACACAAAACUGCACAAUUUGCGUCCCUUUUUGUCUCCUUUUUUUAAUCGCCUGGCUACCAGAGGAGGAAAGCAAGGGCGCAAAAGAAUCUUAAAGGAAACUUGCUAGCAAACGGCAGAAGUCCCACCAGUGUGUGUGUUCGGGGGGAAAAUGAGUCAUUUGGCGGCCGUGCAGAUGUCAGCCCCACACAGUUAAAUGUUACAACUACUUGAGCACAUAUUGCUUGGAUGGUCGAAGAGGAAAAAGAGGAAAGAGGGUUCACCAAGGUGCCUGAAAUGUCUCUGUGGGUGAUCCUGCCUGUUAGCCUCCCAGCAUUGACCAUCACUGGGAUCUGGGUUGUGUAUGCCAUGGCCCUGUACAACCAGCAUGUCUGCCCUGUGGAUAACUGGUUGUACAACCAGUCGUGUGAAGAGGAACUGUAUUUGCAGAGUGGGCCAACGUUAUGCUGCACGCUUGACAACGUACCUCUCAUCAGUAAAUGUGGAACACUUCCGCCCGAGAGCUGCUUCUUCAGCCUCGUCUGCAGCACAGGCUCAUUCAUGGUCAUGGUGAUCGUGCUGCUCCGCUAUGCCCACGUCAUUGAGAAACACCAAAACUGUGUGCUCAACACGGCGAGUCUUUCCACAGGCUGGAUCUGUGCCGCUGGGCUUAUUAUGGUGGGCAACUUCCAGGUGGACAAUGCCAAAGUUCUCCACUAUGUCGGAGCGGGCAUCGCCUUCCCCACCAGUAUGCUGUUUGUGUGCCUGCAGUCGGCGCUGACUUAUCGCCUGGCCAAGACCCAGGGGGAGUACAACGUGGCCCACCUCCGGCUCUGCAUGACCCUACUUGCCUUCGUUGCCUUGGUGCUCAGCGGCGUGUUUUUCUGUCAGGAGAGCUAUGUCCUGCAGCACGCGUCCGCCAUCUUCGAAUGGGUCUUCUGCGUCAUCAUCAUGCUCUUCUACGGCACGUUCGCCUUCGAGUUUGCCGGCAUGUCAGGCGCCACCAUGGUGGUGCUGGCCGGAGGAGGAGGAGACUCCCUGGGGCGGGAACACAAGGUGGACGCACUGGGAACACUGGGAGGUCCGGGCCCACACUCGCAACCGCACUCACACCCCACGGAAAAUAUGUCCAUACUCUAGCUGGCCGCGCUGGCUCGGUCACGCCGGCCACACACACACACACACACACACACACGUGAUAACCCUUCCUCAAGCUCGGGUUGUCAAACGAGUUGAAUAAUUCAUCUCGUGAAGCUUUGAACUCAAGCAGACCAGGGCAGCAGCCCCAGACUGAGCGGAUGCUGCGGUCCAAACCCUAGCAAAAGCGCUCAUCUUCUCAUUACUGUACAUUGACGCUUUUUUAUUUCUUGUCUCCAAGAAGCUAACUGCAUUUUGCACAAGUGUGAAACCAAAUUUGCCAGCCAUCCAGCCAGCCCUGCCUUCAAUGAUUAUCGUAGGAGCGUUGUAGGUCCAUGAGAUAGAAGAAAAACUCUGCUCACCCUCUCCUGUCUCAACAAGUGACCUUGGAUGAGUUACUCUUCAGGUGAUUGCCUUUUCAUUUGGUGAGUGCGCUUGUGGCUAAAAAAAAAAAGAAAAAAAAAAGAAUAGAGGCUGCUGGACGGCCGAGCUGACAGUAUUGUCUGGUGGUUACAGAGCGAGGAAGGUCAGACCUGAGAUGCAAUAAGCUGUCGUAAUAUUCUCAUAUCCUCCUGAGAGCCAGCAACCCUUCCAGUGGACGUUUGUUUUACAUAAUAGGGCUAUUUUGUUCCCACAUUUAUAACUCUGACAAAAGAACUGCAGAGGACGCUGCUUUUCAGGAGGAUGUCUAAAAAGCGUAUAACUGUUAUUGACUGUCCUGGAGUGGGACGUUUUUACAAUAUUAAAGGGGACCUGUAAUGUGCGUGUGUGUGUACACAGUACAGGCCAAAAGUUUGGACACACCUUCUCAUUCAAUGUGUUUUCUUUAUUUUCAUGACUAUUUACAUUGUAGAUUGUCACUGAAGGCAUCACAACUAUGAAUGAACACAUGUGGAGUUAUGUACUUAACAAAAAAAAAAGGUGAAAUAACUGAAAACAUGUUUUAUAUUCUAGUUUCUUCGAAAUAGCCACCCUUUGCUCUGAUUGCUUCUUUGGACACUCUUGGCAUUCUCUCGAUGAGCUUCAAGAGGUAGUCACCUGAAAGGGUUUUCACUUUACAGGU
This is a messenger RNA of Entelurus aequoreus (snake pipefish), 2351 nucleotides long. Its product is annotated as Transmembrane protein 150A-like. The transcript has 8 exons. The record is from RefSeq and is a predicted model, not a curated record. The coding region runs from base 401 to 1291 and encodes 296 amino acids. NCBI's taxonomy places the organism in Eukaryota, Metazoa, Chordata, Actinopteri, Syngnathiformes, Syngnathidae.